Lepisosteus oculatus (spotted gar) is the source of this 765-nucleotide messenger RNA. NCBI's taxonomy places the organism in Eukaryota, Metazoa, Chordata, Actinopteri, Semionotiformes, Lepisosteidae. The record is from RefSeq and is a predicted model, not a curated record.
AUGCAACAUCUUACAUCAUUAAAUUAUUGUUAUCCACUGUAUAAUUCAUCCUGUUCUAAGGAAGUCCGAUCUCCAGCUAUGUAUGUGGUGAUGUAUAUUUCUGCAGUGGCAGUGGUGAUGCUGACAGUGUGUGGAAACCUGAUGGUGCUUCUUUCUAUCUCUCACUUCAAGCAGCUCCACACACCAACUAACCUUCUCCUGCUCUCCCUGACUGUGGCAGACUUUCUGGUUGGAGUCAUGGUGAUGCCUUUCUCUUUAAUUGAACUAAUAGAAACAUGCUGGUAUUUUGGGGAAACUUUCUGUAUACUUUAUAACAUUUUUGUGUUUGUGCUAACUUCAGUUUCAAUCAGUAAUUUAGUAUUUGUAGCAAUAGAUCGAUAUUUUGCAGUAUGUGAUCCAUUGCUUUAUUCCACCAAAAUAACUAUUAAAAUAACAUGCUUAUUCAUACUGUUGAGCUGGUUAGUGUCACUGCUGUACAAUAUAGCACUUAUUUAUUUUAAUGGAAAUAUGAGCAAAUCUGCAAAAUUGAGUGCUUGCCUUGGAGACUGCUUACUUUCAAUUAGUGAACAUUGGGGCACAGCUGACUUACUGAUUACAUUUGUUUCGCCUUGUUCUAUAAUGUUAACACUUUACUUAAAAAUCUUUAUAGUUGCUAGAAAACACGCACAAGCCAUCAGCUUCAAUGUCUGCGACGAGGAGCUAGCCCUACACAACACUGAAGGUGACACUCACCUUUAUGUCUCAAGGAAGAUUCCCAUCCUGUAA